AUGGUUUUAAUUCUUGCUUCCCUUCUGCUUUUAUCCGCGACGACAAGCUCGGUUAUUGCUUUGCCCGCUGCUGUCAAGACUAGCAAAUCGACUGGCACUAAUGCGCCCACCAUCAAAGAGCUUCUUCCGAGCUCAAAAGCCCUUGCGUCGUGGACGACGCUGGCUGGGGCACCCGGUGCACUCCCCCUAUCCGACGCGACGCUCAAGUCGUUCAACAUCAUGAGCGGAGUUACCCACCCAGUGACAAAAGCCCCAGACGGGACGCUUGCGAUGCAAGCGACAUACCCAAAGGGCUCAUUCAAUCCCUCUCACCAGCCCCGCGGGGGCUUCUCCUUCUACGCGCCAGGACCGGACAAAGUCGAUUUGACCACUGCACGCGAAGCCUUGUUUGGCUACUCGAUCAUGUUUCCGAAGGGAUUCCAGUUUAACAAGGGCGGGAAACUUCCCGGACUGUACGGGGGAGACGAUCCCAAGACUGCGCUCGGCUGCUCGGGCGGUCGCAGAGACACAAGCUGCUUCUCCGCUAGGUUGAUGUUCCGCGCUGAUGGGGCUGGCGAGCUUUACACAUACAUCCCCGACCCAUCCUUUGGCCCGCAAUUCGCAGCCAACAAAAAGAUGUGCGACAUCCCCAACUCGCACUGUAACGCCAAAUUCGGCAACUCGAUUUCGCGUGGCGCGUUCAAGUUCACUCCGGGUCAAUGGACUACAGUCAGCGAACGCGUUAAGCUGAACACUGUGGGCAAGUCGGAUGGCGCCAUCGAAAUCUUUGUGGGUGGCAAGAGUGUCAUCAACGCAACGAAUCUUGUUAUUCGGGACAGCGACAAGGGACGGAUUAGGGGAAUGCAAAUGGAGACAUUCUUUGGUGGGGGGACCAAGGACUGGGCAUCGCCGGUUGACCAGAAGGCCUUCUUUGCGGAUUUCUCAGCAGCUAUUUUGAAGAAGUUGUGA
Molecule: messenger RNA, 948 nt
Organism: Mycena indigotica
Lineage: Eukaryota; Fungi; Basidiomycota; Agaricomycetes; Agaricales; Mycenaceae
Exons: 2
Coding region: 1-948 (315 amino acids)
Source: RefSeq, a predicted model, not a curated record